AUGAAUAAUGGAGAAAAGCAAAUUAAUGAUAUAAAGAACUUAGUUAUAAUCAAUGGUGGUAUGUUAGGCACAGAUAAUGUCAAUGAAAGCAUAGAUAGCUUCUUCGCUGCUACCCAUGUAUUUGAUUUGCCUGUGAAAGAAAUGGAUCCGUUUAACACAAGGAGACGUCUAAUAAAGAAUGCUGGCCCAGUAAAAAUCUUCGUACCAUUGAUUGUGAUACCGAAAGAGAAGAAAAAUGACACCUAUCAUCGUCCAACACUUUCUACCUGCUAUCAUACUUGUCCUACUAAAUGUCCAGAUACCUAUGCUCCCGUGUGUGGUGUAGCCGGCAUAAUGGCCAGGGAACCAGCCCUGAUGUUCAAAAACCACUGUUUCAUGGAUGUCGCGCAGUGUAAGAUGUUUUGGGAGAACAAAAGUAGUACUUCACACAGCUCCUCCUACAUCGAAUCCUCCUUCCUAUUCUGUAUGGGAGACGAAAUGAAUGCCUUAUACAGAUUCUUGCCGGCAAUACGUACUCUCCAACGCAUGGGUCGACUGAAGAAGAAAGGGAAAUUUCGUUUGAAAAUGAAAAACUUUAGAUUUAUAAGCGAAUUUCGUUCUGGACGUCCUAAUUUUAUGGGAUAA
Messenger RNA from Pieris rapae (cabbage white), 624 nucleotides. RefSeq lists its product as uncharacterized. Bases 1 to 624 code for a protein of 207 amino acids. The record is from RefSeq and is a predicted model, not a curated record. Lineage: Eukaryota; Metazoa; Arthropoda; Insecta; Lepidoptera; Pieridae. The transcript has 3 exons. Gene Ontology annotation, molecular function: protein binding.